Molecule: messenger RNA, 1769 nt
Organism: Xyrauchen texanus (razorback sucker)
Lineage: Eukaryota; Metazoa; Chordata; Actinopteri; Cypriniformes; Catostomidae
Exons: 1
Coding region: 234-1106 (290 amino acids)
Source: RefSeq, a predicted model, not a curated record
GUGGAGGUGAUGGUGUUGUGAUGAAACAUUCCAAGAGCUUCUGAAGAUUUCUGAUAUAGAAGUCAAAGAACAUCGCUUCCAUCAAGUGAUUUAAAAGUGAAAUAAAGGAGAAAAAACAAUCAAAACUUAUGAAAGAACUUAUAUCAGACUGAGGACUUGGUUCCUCUUAAUUUCUGUUACACGUACCAUCACAGCAGAUACAGGUUUUUUUACUCUAAAUACUGGGAAACAGAAUGCCUGCCAAGACACCCAUGUACUUAAAGACGUCCACACCAAAGCGAGGCAAGAAAUUUAAAAUACGGGACAUUCUUUCAGGUGACAUGAUAAGCCCGCCCUUGGGUGAUAUGCGUCACAGUGCCCAUAUCGGGCCUGAAGGAACGGGAGACAUGUUUGGUGAUGUGGGAUUCUUACAAGGCAAGCUAGACAUGCUUCCGACCCUCAAUCAAGCGCCCAGCUCUCGUUCCCACAGCAUGGACAGAAGACUAGACGAGAUCUUUGAUGUGAACAGCAAGAGCCACACUUACCAUCGCAGUCAUAAUUCUCACCUCAAUUCACUCCUCAAAACCACCAUUUCCAUGCCAGUGUUCAUUGCUCCAGAGCAACCUCCUCCUAAACCACCUCGUCUGCAUUUAGAUGAGCACUCACCCCCUGUUCAUCUGAACCACCAUCGGCAGAAUAAUCAUCAAAGUCCACAUCCACAGAUUCAGGAACAACACAUUCAGCAACAGCGUUCAAUGUCUGUGUGCGUGGAAGGAGUCGGGCAUCAUGUAGAUCCCUACCAUGAUCAUACUCUUUCUGCAUCAAUCCCAGUUCUUCCUCACCUGGUGCCUUCCACAGGCUACUUGUCUGAGGCUUCCUCUGACGAUUCCAUGUCAUACAGCUGUGGGCCGCUGGACCCUAAACAAGGCUUGAGUCUAGACUCUGAUGCAGGGCUUAGUAAUGAGGACCUGCGGAGUGAACACUGUGAAUCUUCAGCUGUCUCACCUGCCAUGUCACGCUCAGAGUCCUUCAUGGGUUUGGAUCUGGACCUGGGACCAUCCAUUUUGGAGGAUGUUCUUAGGAUCAUGGACCGUUAUAAGAGUGUUGAAGAGAGACACGAAAUAUAAACUGACCAGGAGACACCUUUAGAUACUAUGAUAUAGGUGUCAGCAGACUCAUGACAUCUAAUACCUGUUUGAAAGGACAAUGGGAGCAUUGGAAAAAAAGGCAAUAACUGGUUGUGCCACAGAUACUGCAAAUCAUUGGCACAUACAGUAUGUAACCAAACAUAAAUAUCACAAAUGAUUAUUGUCUGACACAACUGUUAGUAAUAUAACGGUGUUAAUAUGUUUUGUUACUAUACAUUGUGACCAAACUGGAGAAGUUAAAUAUUCAAACACUAACUGUCUGUUCAUUUUUGUAUAUUUGCUCUGUUACUUAUUAAGCUUUGUUAUACAGGGAAAAGAAUUGGGAAUUUGGCUGCACCAUUUCUAAAAGUUAAACUUUGUGUCAAAAAUUUUGCUUAAAGGUCCAAAAGUAUAAAUUGUGGUCAGUUUAGGGGAGUACUAUCAGAAUAAGGCCCCACUUUCUUUUAGAUUCACUUUCAUGCAAGUAAACAUAUUAUGAUGAUGUCAAAUAUUAUGCUUUCUGGCCUGUGAGAUAAUUUACAUUUAUGCAUUUGGCAUAAUUCUGUUCCCUGCCUAAAGAAAUCUCUAUGUAAAGGUUUAUCUUUGUUGGAAUGUUAUAUUACAGUAUAUAUUAUUGUAUUGUAAUAUAUAAAAAACACAGUC